UUUCUUUUUUUGUUUUGAUGUUUACUUUCCACUGUUUUUUCUUGCUUCAGUGAAAAAGUUGUCCAGUUAAGAAAGUGCAUUCCGCUAUCCAAAAACUUGGAAUAUUCACAAUCCUGUUUUCAUUGCUGAUAUACUGAAUUAAAGUUUAUGUGCGCAAGAUGGAUAUCCACGCCUGGUUGCCGGUGAUAUUUUGCAGUCUUUCCAUACCACUAUCCCUUUUUAUGUGGCUGGGUAACUUGGCCUUUUCGAAAUUUUGGCACUCUAAUGAAUUCGAAGAGCCCCCUGUGAUACCGCCGACAAGAUGGCUAUUUUCAACUUUGGCGCCCCUGGCGCUUAUGAUGAUUGCGCUACGCAGGAAAUCGGUUAACAAAUCGGGUGCUGUAUUGGGCAUACUCUUCGCAUUCAUCUUAUCCAUAGCAAAUCAUGCAUUCUUCGCAAGCUUGGCGGCAUUCUUUUUCAGCUCUUCGCGUGCGACCAAGUUCCGCGCACAUUUAAAACGGAAAUUUGAAAAGGAUUUUAAAGAGGGCGAAGGCCAACGCAACUGGGUACAGGUUUUAUGCAAUGGCGGAAUGGCUACACAGCUGGCUAUAUUAUAUCUCAUAGAUUGCGGCAGUUGUGAGCGUCCCAUCGACUUUACAAAGGAGUAUCGCUCCAGCUGGUUGGGCGUAGCAGUUAUGAGCGCUUUCGCAUGCUGCAAUGGCGAUACAUGGGCAAGUGAACUGGGCAGUGUAUUAUCUAAAAGCGAACCAUUUCUCAUUACCACACGUCGCCGUGUACCGCGGGGCACUAACGGUGGCGUUUCGUUACAAGGACUUGUCGCUAGUGUCUUGGGUGGUGUGCUAGUAGGUUUCGUUUCCUAUUUAACUGUACGCUACACUGUUGACGCACAUGCAUUACUUACUAGUCCGCCACAGUGGCCUCUUGUCAUAUUCGGUGGCAUUGGUGGAUUGUUUGGCUCGCUGGUGGAUUCAAUACUUGGCGCUACAAUGCAGUACUCGGGCAUCGAUAAGGAAGGCAAAAUUGUUGAGUGUCCCGGUGCGGGCGUGCGUCAAAUCAGCGGUUUGCGCAUACUAGACAAUCAUAGUGUAAACUUAAUUUCGAGUAUUGUAACAGGUGUUACCAUGCCCUUGAUUGCUUUAAAGUUUUGGCCUGUUUGAGGUGGUUGAAAGGAAAUAUUAUCAAGAUCAACCCCAACGAUGCUGAUAUUCGGCAAAAAUGUUUAUCAAGUUUUUUAAUGAAGUAUAAUUAAUUUUAAUGUAUUGUACGGUGCUAAUAUUUUGUUGUUUAAAAUCCUUUAUUAGAGUUUUUUUGCAAAGCAUUCUAAUUCUACUCCAUACAUAUGUAUGUAGAUGUUUGCUGAACAUGUCUACCUACAUAAAUCGCCUACCGACGAAGGAUAAUAAUUACUAAUUAUUUAUUACAAACGUAUUCUGUAGUAAUGAACUUUAUUAAAAACGAAAACACCGAACUGUUUAUAGCGCUCACCGGCUACUCAAAGUAAAAAUGUUAUUCCGAUUCAACAAAAAAA
Rhagoletis pomonella (apple maggot) is the source of this 1528-nucleotide messenger RNA. RefSeq names its product transmembrane protein 19-like. Lineage: Eukaryota; Metazoa; Arthropoda; Insecta; Diptera; Tephritidae. Bases 159 to 1157 code for a protein of 332 amino acids. Gene Ontology annotation, cellular component: membrane. The record is from RefSeq and is a predicted model, not a curated record. The transcript has 4 exons.